GAAGAAGACCGUCUACAAGAGCGUCCUGCUGUCCUUCGUGUUGGUCAUCGCGGUGACGGUGCUGCAGAGGGGGAUGACCGCGAACCAGUUCCUUCAGAGUCAACAGCAGAAGGAGCUUUCCCCGGAGCCUAUGAACGCUCAGAAGAGAGAUAACGUCCUCCCGGUGGCCAACAACUUCUGGAAGAAGGAACAAGACCCGUUGACCAAAACGGCCGACGCGACGGAGAAGCAGGCGAGGAGCUGGGACGUCACCACCACCAACUGCACCGCCAACCUCAACUCCAGCAAGGACGACUGGUUCAAAGGCCUGGAGCCCAACUUCCAGCAGUUCCUGCUCUACCGGCACUGCCGCUACUUCCCCCUGCUGAUCAACCACCCGGAGAAGUGCAGCGGGGACAUCUACCUGCUGAUCGUGGUGAAGUCCAUCAUCACCCAACACGACCGCCGGGAGGCCAUCCGGAAGACGUGGGGGCGCGAGAAGGAGGUGGGCGGCAAGAAGGUCCGCACCCUCUUCCUCCUGGGCGUCGCCUCCAAGGAAGAGGAACGGGCCAACUACCAGAAGCUUCUGGAAUACGAGAACCACAUCUACAGCGACAUCCUGCAGUGGGACUUCCUGGACAGCUUCUUCAACCUCACCCUCAAGGAAGUGAACUUCCUGAAGUGGCUCGGCAUCUACUGCGACAACGUCCGGUACGUCUUCAAGGGGGACGACGACGUCUUCGUCAGCCCGGACAACAUCUUGGAGUACCUGGGGGACCAGAAGGCCGGCGACCUCUUCGUGGGCGACGUCCUCCACAAGGCCAGGCCGAUCCGCAAGAAGGAGAACAAGUAUUACAUCCCCAACGCUUUGUACAGCAAGACGCAUUACCCGCCCUACGCCGGCGGAGGCGGCUUCGUCAUGGACAGCCCCCUGGCCCAGAAGCUCCACAGGGUCUCGGAGACCCUGGAGCUGUACCCCAUCGACGACGUCUUCCUCGGCAUGUGCCUGGAGGUCUUGAAGGUCACGCCGGUGGCCCACGCGGGCUUCAAGACCUUCGGCAUCGUGAAAAACAAGAACAGCAAGAUGAACAAGGAGCCGUGCUUCUUCCAGAACAUGCUGGUGGUCCAUAAACUCCUGCCCCCGGAGCUACUCCGCAUGUGGGAUUUGGUCCAUAGUAAUUUGACGUGUUCCAGGAAACUCUACAUUCUUUAG
This is a messenger RNA of Gekko japonicus, 1192 nucleotides long. RefSeq names its product UDP-GlcNAc:betaGal beta-1,3-N-acetylglucosaminyltransferase 7 (gene B3GNT7). Gene Ontology annotation, cellular component: membrane. Gene Ontology annotation, molecular function: hexosyltransferase activity. The record is from RefSeq and is a predicted model, not a curated record. NCBI's taxonomy places the organism in Eukaryota, Metazoa, Chordata, Lepidosauria, Squamata, Gekkonidae. The transcript has a single exon. The annotation marks the transcript as partial.